GAAUCGUUUAGUUAGUUGAAAUGGGAUGGGACCCAAUCUGCUAUAGUCAGACAUUGAGCCACGUGUAAUCCAGCAAACUAUAGUUGUAUGCACGUCUACUUUGUUUCGAGCUUUCUCAACUCCGACGUGAUUUUUCUUUUCUUUAAAGAAAAAGAAAGAAGAAGAAGUUUAGUUAAGAGAAAGAUCUCUGUUACUUGCUAUCUAAACCAGUCCUGUAUAGUCCCAAAAACGAUUGGUUUUCCUUAUUUCUAGGGACACAUUACAUAACCAUAUCCGAAAAUCAUUCUUCCAUUCACAACCAAAUCUCAAAAUCAUAACAAAGUUUUCAUUUUUCCAUUAAUGCCCUUUUCAUUUUUCAUUCUCCGGUUUCUCUAAACAUGAUCAUCCAUUUUUAUUCAAUUUUUUUCGAACAUCUGAAAAGAAAACAAUAAAAUCCGGCGACCCGAAAUUCAGGUUGUGUGAAAAGUUUGGAACUUUCUGCCAUUAAACUUGAUUUGUUAAUGAGUUCGAGGAGUACCCAGAUUGAGCUAUUGAGGGAAACUCUUGUUUUCCCAGGAAAAUGCAGGAUUUCCCAUUUGGUUAAUAGUAAAAUAUUUGCAAGUCGAAGCCUCCAUUGACGAUUCUCAUACAAAUUCAGGUUCCCCUGUUUUUAAAACAUACGGUUUAUACCGUUAAGAUAUGGGUUGUAUUUGCUCAAAGGGAGCAUCGGAAAAGGAUGUAGCCGAAAAAUACGAGAAAGAAAAGGAAUUGGGUAAGGCAAAUCCGGUUCAACUGAUCGCUCCUCCAUCUCAAAAGAGAGAAAAUUUCUUGGUUGAAGUUAAGGCGGACGGUGGCUCUGUUCGUCCUUUAUCUAGAACAACAUCAAGAGCCAACACUUGUUCUCAUAUCUCAAAUGGCUCUAUUCACAGAAAGCCAAAGGAAGAAGACAACAGAGUUGUGGUGGUCGUUGAAGGACCCUCGGUUAGUAAAUCAUCAAAACCACAGGUGACUAGGAUAGCUAGUGUUGUUAAUGGAAGAAAUUCGAAUGAAGAGGCUGGUUGGCCGUCGUGGUUGACCUCCGUUGCCGGAGACGCCAUUAAAGGAUGGACACCUCGUAAAGCAGAGUCAUUUGAGAAGUUAGACAAAAUUGGACAAGGAACAUACAGCAGUGUCUAUAAAGCUCGAGACCUUGAAACUGGUAAAAUUGUUGCAUUAAAGAAAGUUAGAUUUGUUAAUAUGGAUCCAGAAAGUGUUCGUUUUAUGGCAAGAGAAAUCCAUAUAUUGAGGAGACUUGAUCAUCCAAACGUUAUGAAGCUUGAAGGUUUAGUCACUUCAAGAAUGUCAAGAAGCUUAUACCUUGUUUUUGAGUACAUGGAUCAUGAUCUUGCUGGGAUUGCAGCAACCCCAGGAAUCAAAUUUACUGAAUCUCAGAUAAAAUGUUACAUGCAACAAUUGCUUCGUGGACUUGAACACUGUCAUAGUCGUGGUGUUCUGCACCGUGACAUUAAAGGAUCCAAUAUUUUGAUUGACAACAAUGGAGUUUUAAAGAUUGGAGACUUUGGUUUGGCUACAUUUUAUGAUCAGAAUCAACCAAUGACUAGUCGUGUGGUGACUCUGUGGUACAGACCACCUGAGCUUCUUCUUGGUUCCACACAGUACGGACCAGCCAUUGAUUUGUGGAGUGUUGGUUGUAUUCUUGCAGAAAUGUUUGCAGGCAAACCAAUUAUGCCUGGCAGAACUGAGGUAGAGCAAAUGCAUAAGAUUUUCAAACUUUGUGGUUCACCAUCAGAAGAUUUCUGGCAAAAAACAAGGUUACCACAUGCUACUAGCUUCAAGCCUCAACAACCUUACAAGCGUCGUCUUCCCGAAACAUUCAAAGACUUCCCUUCUUAUGCAAUGCCUCUUGUUGAUAAACUACUCGCAAUCGAACCAAAAGAUCGUGGAACCGCUGCAACUUCACUUGCAAGUGAUUUCUUUACAACAGAGCCCCUUCCUUGUGAUCCAUCUAGUUUACCAAAGUAUCCCCCGAGCAAGGAGAUUGAUGUCAAGCUUCGCAAUGAGGAAGCAAGGAAGCGUAGAGCAGAUACGGUAAAAGGACGAGGUCCUGAAUCUGUUAGAAGGGGUUCAAGAGAUGCCAACCAAUUGCCAACACCAGAAUUCGAAGACGAACAAGACACUUCUUUGCAGAAACAUUCCAAUGCCAAAACCUCAUCAAGUCAUAAGUACAGCAGUACCCCAGAUGAUGGAGGAUCAGGUUUUCGAAUGGAACCACCAAGAGGAGAAAGACAGAAUAAUGGUUAUGCUCAUUCUAGUUCUAUGGUCCAUCCCAGUAGUAGUAGUAGUAGUAAUAAUGCUGAGCCAGGAUCAUCAAGGAGCAAGACAGUAGAUAAUUCUAUUAGGAAUAAAACAGACUUAAGAUCUCAAAAACCUUUGAUGUCACAACCCGAAUCGUCUAUGAUCUCUUCUGCUAAAAGGAGUGAAACUAUGCAUACAAAAGAAUCUGACAUGGGAUAUGUACAGAAGAAGAACAGAAUCCAUUACUCUGGACCUUUGGUUCCUCCAGGUGGGAAUUUAGAAGAUGUACUUAAAGAACACGAGAGACAAAUUCAACAAGCAGUACGUAAAGCUCGUCUUGACAAGGCUAGAACCAAUAAAGGCUAUGACAAUUACAGUUGAACAAGUGUUAUUGUUUUUUUUCUUGUUAAUAUAUUAACAAACAACACUCCAAUUCCAAAUAAUGGUGCUGUUGCCAAUUAAGAAGGACCAGCAAAAGGGCUGCAGCUGUUAGUACCAAUCGAGUCUCACCGGUAGACCUGAACAAGCAAGAAGAGAUGUAUCACCUCGGAGACCUGUCCUGACCUGACCAAGAUUGAACUGGUUAUGUAUAUUCAGAAAUGAAAACCAGUGGACAUAUUGUAAUAAUUCUCUCUUCAAGUGAAACCAUCCCACAGAUUAUAAUUUUCAAAGUGGACAUAUUUUGUUCUUUCCCUUAAUUGUUUGGUAGCUUGAGAUAUUCACUUUGUAUAGUGUAAAAAAAGAAAAAAAAAAAACAAGGCUGUUUCAUAUAACACAUUGUAAAUUAUCCAUUGGCUUUCUCCAGAUUCAUUAUGUUAGGAAGAUAUGAAAAAGAAAAAGAAAGUAUUAAACUGCUGUCUCUCUUGCACAAUUUAACUGAUUCAUUGCUUUGUAGAUGAUUGGAAACAUAAAUUUAUUGUAAAAGAAGGAUUUUUUUUUACAUGAUGCAUAAAUAAGUUCUCAGGGAUGAAAAUAAAGAAAAGAAACAAGAUCUACUAAU
Cannabis sativa is the source of this 3274-nucleotide messenger RNA. RefSeq names its product probable serine/threonine-protein kinase At1g54610. The transcript has 7 exons. The record is from RefSeq and is a predicted model, not a curated record. The coding region runs from base 679 to 2655 and encodes 658 amino acids. Gene Ontology annotation, cellular component: cyclin-dependent protein kinase holoenzyme complex; nucleus. Gene Ontology annotation, molecular function: ATP binding; cyclin-dependent protein serine/threonine kinase activity; RNA polymerase II CTD heptapeptide repeat kinase activity. Lineage: Eukaryota; Viridiplantae; Streptophyta; Magnoliopsida; Rosales; Cannabaceae. Gene Ontology annotation, biological process: positive regulation of transcription elongation by RNA polymerase II; protein phosphorylation.